Molecule: messenger RNA, 439 nt
Organism: Coregonus sp. 'balchen'
Lineage: Eukaryota; Metazoa; Chordata; Actinopteri; Salmoniformes; Salmonidae
Source: the annotation of a GenBank genome assembly
AUGUUGUUACUGUAUGUAGCCCCUGAUAUAGACAUUGAACUAAAACAAAGAGAAAGCAACACGGUGCAAUACAAGCUUCCAGAUGGGAAUUCUCCCUCAUUGGGGAAGGAGUGUUUUCUUUGUCCAGAGGUGCUUUUCCAGCCAAAUCUGAUUGGAUCCCGUGACCCAGGACUUCCUAUUAUGGUCAUGAACUGGAUCAAUAAAUGUGACAUCAAACUGAAGCGUGACAUGCUACAAAACAUACUAAUUUGCAGCGGCUCCACAAUGUUCAGUGGUCGGUCUUCCUGAAUGGUUGCAGAGCAAGCUCAACCAGAUGGCACCAUGCAGUGAGACUACGGUUGUGGCAUCCCAGGAGGGUCAAAACACAGUGUGGCUUGGAGGUUCCAUCCUUGCCUCCCUGUCCUCUUUCCAGUCACUUUGGAUUCAGAAGAAAGACUGA